AUGACCCUACAGACCUGUACUUUGCUGCACAUCCUUGUCCCUCACCUCCUUCUCCUGGCCCUGCUGCUGCUCCUCCAGGCCCGGCGGGGGUGCUGUCACCCCCAGUGUUUGGACUACAAGCCUCCGUUUGAACCCCGGCAGCCCCUGGCUUUCUGUAAGGAGUAUUCCAAGUUUGGAUGCUGUGAUCUGGAAAAAGAUGAGGAGAUAUCAGUCAAGUUCUACACCAUCAUGGACAACUUUGACCAUGCGGGUUAUAUGACCUGUGCCCAGUACAUACGCAGCAUCCUCUGCCAGGAGUGUUCUCCAUACGCCGCCCACCUGUAUGAUGCUGAGGAUGCAAACACACCCAUGCGCAUGCUGCCUGGACUGUGCGGUGAUUACUGCUCCGACUAUUGGCAGCAGUGUCGCUACACGCUCAGCCUCCUGUUGGAGGACUCGGGGAACCCGCAUCAGUUUGCAAACCUGACUGCAACUAUAGAAGACGAUCGCAGAAAGUUCUGCAAUUUUCUGGAGCUGAAGGACACACAGUACUGCUAUCCUAAUGUAUUGACAAAUGCAGAGCUAAAUGCUAACCUGGGCUUGGUACGUGAGGAUCAGAAAGGAUGUCUGGAGCUGUGCUUGCAGGAAGUGGCCAAUGGACUCCGUAACCCAGUAGCCAUGGUCCACGCAAAUGACGGCACCCAUCGAUUCUUUGUGGCUGAACAGCUGGGUUAUGUAUGGGUCUAUCUGGCCAAUGGCUCCAGGAUGGAUCGUCCUUUCCUCAACCUCACACAAGCUGUCCUCACAUCGCCGUGGGCUGGAGACGAGAGGGGCUUCCUCUGCAUAGCCCUACACCCAAGGAUCACCACGGUCAGAAAAGCCUAUGUGUACUACUCUGUGUCUGUCAAGAAAGAGGAGAGGAUACGUAUCAGCGAGUUCACACUGCAAACACAUGAUGACAACCAACUGGACCACUCCUCUGAAAGGACCAUUCUUGAGGUGAGAGAGCCAGCAUCCAAUCACAACGGAGGACAGCUUCUAUUUGGCCAUGACGAGUACUUGUACAUCUUCAUUGGUGAUGGUGGCCGAGCGGGGGACCCAUUUGGAAAGUUUGGCAACGCACAGAACAAAUCAACUCUCCUUGGCAAGGUGCUGCGUGUUGAUGUGGACAAUAAUGACGAUGGUGCCCCGUACAGCAUCCCCUCAGACAACCCAUUCUUGAGGGAGAAGGACGCUCGAUCUGAGAUUUAUGCCUAUGGAGUUCGAAACAUGUGGCGUUGCUCUGUUGACCGAGGUGACCCCGCUACAGGCCGAGGCGGAGGCCGGAUGUUUUGUGGUGACGUAGGCCAGAACAAAUAUGAAGAAGUGGACCUCAUUGUUAAAGGAGGCAACUACGGAUGGCGGGCCAAAGAAGGUUUCAGCUGCUACGAUCGCAAACUCUGUCAAAACUCCUCGCUAGAUGACAUCUUGCCUAUCUUUGCUUACCCCCACAAGUUGGGCAAAUCAGUGACAGGAGGAUACAUUUACAGAGGCUGUCAGAUGCCCAACCUCAAUGGACUCUACAUCUUUGGGGAUUUCAUGAGUGGGCGUCUGAUGUCUCUGAAGGAGAACGUCACUUCAGGUGAAUGGCAGUACAAUGAGGUCUGCAUGGCAAGAGACCAGACCUGCAGAUUCCCCAAACUCAUCAACAGUUACUUUAAAUACAUCAUCUCUUUUGCUGAGGAUGAAGCUGGGGAAAUGUAUUUCUUAGCCACCGGAGCCCCGAGUGCCACAGCUAGAGCAGGAGUCAUCUAUAAAAUAGUGGACCCUUCUAGGCGAGCAGCACCAGGGAAAUGCAGCGUCAAGCCAUCACCUGUUAAGAUAAAGGGGAAACUGAUUCACUUCUACCCCAAAGAAGAGUUUGUAAUCAACAAGAAACCAACCACCACAUCCGUACCCACGACAACCACAAGAAAAACUACAACGAAAGCACCACCAAGAAGAAAAUCACCUAUAAUAAUAAUAAAACCACCAUUUCCAACAAGAAAAACAUUAAGAAAAAUGCCACAACCACCAACAACAGCAACAACAAGAAAAACAAUAUUACAGACAAGAAAAACAACAAUGAGAACAACUUCACCACCACCGACAACACCAACCUUAAAAGCAGCAGCAACAAUAAAAACAACAACCAUACCAACAACGGUCCAGAUGACCAUGGCAACAACCCCCGCCACCACCUCACCCACUGGUUAUCGCACAACCGUCAUGACUGCAGCCUUCUCUAGGAUUGCUCAAAUCCCAAUCACCACACUUCCAACCAGAAGACACUGGAGACCCCUUCAGUACCCUUCUUUUACCACCUCCCAACCCUUGACCUCACCACCUUCUCCAUAUACAACAUCCCUUAAACUACCCCAGAUGGCUCUGACCUCUGCACGAUACUCUGAGCGUCCUGAAGCGUUGACCACACCACGAGCGCCAUAUUGGAGCCAGAAACCCACGGCAUCAGGCUCCAAGCCCCAGAGACCACAAAUCAACACAACGCUGCCCAAAACACAGGAAGACAGGCUGUGGUUUGGAGAGAAGCUGGAAAGCGCCGGGGAGGGUAACCAAGUCUAUAAGAGGCCGCGAGAAAGAGGUCCCGGCAACAAGAGAGGAAGAGGAGGAAGAAGGCUGCGUGUCGGCUCGGUGCGACUGGUGAGCGUAAAUAGUUUAUCAGAUCGUGGCAGAGUGGAGAUAUUUAUCCGUGGCGAGUGGGGGACAGUGUGCGAUGACCUUUUUACCAGCAAAGCAGGUACUGUAGUGUGUCGACAGCUCGGCUUCACAACAGCGUUGGCGGUGAUGAAGAGGGCUGCGCUGGGGGAGGCAGAACGCAGCGUCAAGAUCCUGUUGGAUGAUGUGGAGUGUGAGGGCGGGGAGAGAUCACUGCUGGAGUGCAAGAGAUCCAGGGUGGGGAAACACAACUGCUCACAUGGAGAAGAUGUAGGGGUGAUCUGCGGUUAG
Messenger RNA from Cyclopterus lumpus (lumpfish), 2964 nucleotides. RefSeq names its product HHIP-like protein 1. NCBI's taxonomy places the organism in Eukaryota, Metazoa, Chordata, Actinopteri, Perciformes, Cyclopteridae. The record is from RefSeq and is a predicted model, not a curated record. The transcript has 14 exons. Gene Ontology annotation, cellular component: membrane. Bases 1 to 2964 code for a protein of 987 amino acids.